Molecule: messenger RNA, 753 nt
Organism: Meloidogyne enterolobii
Lineage: Eukaryota; Metazoa; Nematoda; Chromadorea; Rhabditida; Meloidogynidae
Source: the annotation of a GenBank genome assembly
AUGACAUUUCUAUUUCUUAAAUUAAUUUAUUUAAUUUCAACAAAACAAUUAUUUUUGUUAAUACUUUUUAUUCCUCUUUUAAAUUCAUUGCAAAAUCCUCAAAAUUCCCAAAAUGAAGAGCCAAUUACGGAUGAUUUUUGUGGUAAAUUUCCAAAAGCAUCGGAAACAAAAUACGUUGAUGAGCCGAUAAUAGUAAAAGGAGAAGUAGAUAUGCAUUAUCAACGUUUGAUAGCUACAAAAAAAUUACGAGAUGAUUGUUCUAUAGAGGGAUCUGUUAAGGGUAAACAUAUAAUUGAUAUAGAGGAUGGCGGUACACUUAAGAAUGUUAUUCUCGCAGAUCCAGCUAAAGGGGUUUGGUGUGAAAAAAGUUGUAAAUUGAUAAAUGUUUAUUGGGAAAAGGUCUGUUACCAUGCUGCAGGAUUUUCUUCAGAUGAUAGCUCGCCAGCAGUUCAUGAAGUUACCAAUAGCACUGCAUUACAUGCUCCUGAUAAGUUUUUCACUCAAUCAAGUAAAGGUAAAACAAUUAUUAGAAAUUUCUGUGGUCACGAAUUUGGUAAAGUUUAUUGUUCAUGCGGAUCAGGAUGUCAACCACAAUAUCAAAGGAGUGUUGAAAUUUAUGAUUCAAGAUUUAAAGGACCAGGAUUGACAUUAAUUUCACUCAACCAUAAUUACAAGGACUCAAUGUCUAUGUCUAAUGUUUAUGUAGAUCCAGACCCCAAAAUUAAAUAUAUUUGUCAGGUAAACAAAUACUAA